Triticum urartu is the source of this 3742-nucleotide messenger RNA. Its product is annotated as putative histidine kinase 4. The record is from RefSeq and is a predicted model, not a curated record. Gene Ontology annotation, cellular component: nucleus. Lineage: Eukaryota; Viridiplantae; Streptophyta; Magnoliopsida; Poales; Poaceae. Gene Ontology annotation, molecular function: phosphorelay sensor kinase activity. Gene Ontology annotation, biological process: phosphorelay signal transduction system; phosphorylation.
UCGAUCGAUCGUCCACCCGUGGCCCUCCUCUGGCGACGAAAAGCAACAAGGUCCAAGCAGCGGACCGGCAGCGAGGCCAGUCCGGGAAAAGCGACCCCCCCUCCCUCUCGCUCAAAGCGGAGUAGCAGGGCCGUCCUGUCUCAUCCUCUGCUGCUGCUGCUCGCGCAUGUGAGCUGAUUGGGCCGGCGGGGAUGGGGGUGGGAGGAGGGGAGAUGGCGGCGGCGGCGGCGGUGGUGGAGGAGGAGGGGAAGGAGGAGGAGGAGGAGGAGGGGGAGGAGGGGGGCUGGGGGUGGCGCGCGAGGUCGAAGCUGAGCGCGGCGCUGGCGGUGGUGUGGGUGGUGCUGGUGGUGACCGGGGUGACGGCGCUGCACCGCAGCCUCCGCCACGGCGCGCUGGUCAAGGCCGAGGAGGGCAUCGUGUGCAUGUGCGAGGAGCGCGCGCGCAUGCUGCAGGACCAGUUCGCCGUCUCCGUCAACCACGUCCACGCCCUCGCCAUCCUCGUCGCCACCUUCCACUACGAGAAGCAGCCGCCCGCGCUCGACCAGGACACGUUCGCGGACUACACGGCGCGGACGUCCUUCGAGCGCCCGCUGCUGAGCGGGGUGGCGUACGCGCAGCGGGUGAUGCACGCCGACCGGGAGGCCUUCGAGCGGCAGCAGGGCUGGAUCAUCAAGACCAUGAAGCACGAGCCCUCCCCGCCGCAGGACGAGUACGCGCCGGUGAUUUACUCCCAGGAGACCGUGUCCUACAUCGAGGGGCUCGACAUGAUGUCCGGCGAGGAGGACCGGGAGAACAUCUUGAGGUCGAGGGCGACAGGGAAGGCCGUGCUCACGAGGCCAUUCAGGCUCAUGUCGAAUCACCUGGGCGUGGUGCUGACGUUCCCUGUCUACCUUGUCGACCUCCCCCCGGAUGCCAAGGUGGAGGAUCGUGUUGCUGCUACCGCCGGAUACCUUGGAGGCGCUUUCGAUGUAGAGUCACUUGUGGAAAAUUUGUUGCGGCAGCUAGCUGGCAAUCAGGAGCUGGUGGUGAAUGUUUAUGAUGUCACAAACCAUUCAAACCCUCUUGUCAUGUAUGGGUCUGAAGUCCCUCUUGGUGCCCCCUCGCCCUCGCACACCUGCACGCUAGAUUUUGGUGAUCCAUUCAGAAAUCAUCACAUGAUAUGCAGAUACAGAAGCGAGCCCCAUGUUCCAUGGUCUGCUAUUACUACCCCAUCUGGUGUCUUCGUUAUACUUAUGCUUAUCGGCUACAUAAUAUAUGCUGCGUGGAAUCGCUAUGAUAGCGUUACGGAAGAUUGCCGGAAAAUGAAAGCACUGAAAAAACGGGCGGAAGCCGCUGAUGUUGCUAAGUCUCAGUUCCUUGCAACUGUUUCUCAUGAGAUCAGGACACCCAUGAACGGUGUGCUAGGAAUGCUUGAUAUGCUAUUAGACACAGAGCUGAAGUCAACCCAGAGAGAUUUUGCGCAAACUGCCCAAAUCUGCGGAAAGGCAUUGAUAUCCCUAAUUAAUGAAGUGCUUGACAGGGCCAAAAUUGAAGCUGGCAAGUUGGAGCUAGAGUCUGUACCGUUUGACCUUAGGUCCAUCCUUGAUGAAGUCGUCUCUCUAUUUUCUUCGAAAUCAAGAGAAAAGGGAAUUGAGCUUGCGGUAUAUGUCUCUGAAAGAGUUCCUGAAAUCCUGCUGGGCGAUCCUGGAAGGUUCCGUCAGAUAAUUACAAACUUAGUUGGGAACUCAAUUAAGUUCACGGAAAGGGGACACAUUUUUGUGCAAGUUCACCUGGCAGACCACUCAAAUCUAGCAACUGAACCAAAAGUUGAAUCAGUUGCGAAUGGCAUCAAUGGACAUAUAGACGAGACAAGUGUUGUAUCCACAAGCGUGUCGCACAAUACACUAAGUGGUUUUGAGGCUGCUGACAGCAGAAAUAGCUGGGAAAACUUCAAGGCUUUGCUUUCUUAUGACACAAAUGAUAUGGCAUAUGGAAGUGAUUCUGAGAAUGUCACUCUUGUAGUAAGUGUGGAAGAUACAGGGAUAGGGAUACCAAUUCAUGCCCAAGGCCGGGUCUUCAUGCCUUUCAUGCAAGCUGAUAGUUCAACAUCUAGAAACUAUGGUGGGACUGGAAUUGGAUUGAGUAUCAGCAAAUGUCUUGUUGAACUAAUGAGUGGUCAGAUAAACUUUGUCAGUCGACCCAAUGUUGGAAGCACAUUUACAUUCACAGCAGUUCUGCAAAGGUGUGAGAGAAAUGCUAUUAAUGUCAGUAAGUCUGCUUUGUUGCAUCCUCUGCCAUCCAGUUUUCAAGGUCUAUCCACACUGCUGGUUGAUAAAAGACCAGUAAGAGCAACUAUAACUGAGUAUCAUUUGCAAAGACUUGGCAUUGCCUCGAAAUCUGUGCGUACCAUUGAACAAGCACUCAGUGUUUUGCUUGGGAGAAAUGGCACUUCGCUACCCAGGAAACAACUUUCCAUGUUAUUAGUUGAGAGUGACUCAUGGGGCUUAAAGAUGGACGUCCCCUUGCGUACUAGAUUUUUGGAGAUGAAACAGAACGGGUGUGAAUCGGUGUUCCCUCAAGUUAUUCUCCUUUCAUUGGCUGAUUCAGACAAAAUGAAAGCGGAAUAUGGCGUUGAUUCUGUCAUCACAAAGCCUCUGAAAGCAAGCACACUUGCAGCUUGUCUAUUUCAAUCGCUUGGUAUCAGUAUCACACAGGCAAACAAUGAGAAGAAACAUCAUGGCCCGGACUCUCUUUAUGGGUUGCUUCUUGGAAAGAACAUCUUGGUGGUUGAUGACAACAAGGUAAACCUUAGAGUUGCUGCUGGUACACUGAAGAAAUAUGGGGCAAAGGUGGAGUGUGUGGAGAGUGGAAAAGAUGCUCUUGAGCUUCUGCAAGUCCCACACAAGUUUGAUCUCUGUCUAAUGGAUAUUCAGAUGCCAGAGAUGGAUGGGUUUGAGGCAACCCGGCAAAUACGGGCAAUUGAAGCAAAGGCACAUGAGCAGACCGACAAUGCUGAUAAUUCAGAAGCGGGUAGCGCAGCAAAGAAGGCCCAAUGGCAUCUACCGGUCCUGGCAAUGACUGCCGACGUUAUCCAGGCCACUCAUGAGGAAUGCACAAAGUAUGGAAUGGAUGGCUACGUCUCGAAACCCUUCGAGGAGAAGCAGCUCUUCAAGGCAGUGCAGAAGUUCUUGGGACCUAGCACAUCCAGCUGACAGCAAUCUGCGCAUUCGGGUGUGUGCAUUGACUGGGAGAAACUCUGACUGAACGGAGGCAGCUAUGUUUUGUGCGGUCCUUUAACGGAGGAUGCAUUCUGAUUCCGGUGCUGCCCGCGGUCGCGGCUUCUCCGGAGUCCGCGCGACGAUCAAGUUCGUGGCGAGGCGGGCAGCCCAGAGAGGUAACAGAGCUGUACAUGUAUUGUAUUGGCAGGCCCUGUUUUAUUACCGUAAGCUAGGAGAAACGUAUGCCAAAGGGCGAGCACUGCGUUGGGCGCUGUUGGGGAGCAGCAUUGUGUACUGUACUGUACGCGUUGAUCUAGAGCAUAGUUUUUGCUGUACAGCUUCCACGGUUUUUUCUGCUACGGUCUGCGGUUGACUUCACGGCAUGCGGACAUGGUAAGGCUGGGAAAGGAUGAGAUUAAUUUUUGGCUGUUUUACUCCGUACUGGAAAUGUGCCGGUAUGUGUGGGUUAAGCUGAUGUAAAUGGCUCGAUUGCAUUUCCAUGUGGAUAUGUAUUGGGGAGAAAUAAUGAAUCGAUUAUGGAAGUA